This is a messenger RNA of Cydia pomonella (codling moth), 1103 nucleotides long. RefSeq names its product pro-cathepsin H-like. The transcript has 5 exons. Gene Ontology annotation, molecular function: cysteine-type endopeptidase activity. Bases 61 to 1041 code for a protein of 326 amino acids. The record is from RefSeq and is a predicted model, not a curated record. Gene Ontology annotation, cellular component: lysosome. Lineage: Eukaryota; Metazoa; Arthropoda; Insecta; Lepidoptera; Tortricidae.
ACAUUGAGUCUACUGGUAGCUUCUUAGUAUGCUCAUAACCUAGCUCUGUCAACAAACACCAUGUUUGUGCAGGUUGUACUGGUGACGGUCUGCCUUGCCAGUAGCACGGUCUUGGCUGCAUAUGACAAACCAUACUAUGAUGUGAACGAUGCUGAAAACCUGUUCAAGGACUUUGUCAAAGAGCACAAGAAAGUAUACAACCGAAGAGAGUAUUUUGAAAGGCUUGAUAUUUUCAAGGAAACCUUAAAGGACAUAAAUGAGAGAAAUGUCAUGUUUCCUGAUACUAUAUUUGCACUAAACCAUUUUGGUGAUCUCAAGCCUCAUGAGCUGCAGCACUACCUUGGUUUCAAACCCUCAAAUGCAACAAUAAGGAAAGUGAAAUUCCCCUAUAGGUCACAUCCUAUUCCUGAAGAAUUCGACUGGAGAAUCAACCAUGCGGUUUCACACGUUAAGAAUCAGCAAACAUGCGGUAGCUGCUUUAUCUUCAGUGCUAUUGGUAAUAUUGAAGGGCAGUACGCUAUUAAACAUGGCAAAUGCUUAGCCCUGUCCGAAGGACAGGUCCUUGAUUGUCUCGAUUGUGGAAGUUGUUCUGGAGGCUCGCCGGCUGAUGUAAUGGGCGAAUUAGUUAAAAAGAAUUUAGAGAAGGAAGAACACUAUCAGUAUCAGCCACGUAAAAGAGUAUGUAAAGAGGAUAUUAAUAAAGGAGUUGUAAAGAUGACAGGAAACAUAUUGCAAUUAGACAUUGACAAAGAAAUGGAUUUGAGGGCUUAUUUGGUGUACUACGGGCCUCUGUCAAUUGCUGUAAACUCCAAAGACUUUUUUCAUUAUAAUGGCGGUAUAUUAGAACCUAGUAAGUGCAAAGGCCUACUAGCGGACCAUGCUGUGCUCUUGGUGGGAUAUGGAGAAGAAAACGGCAAGUUGUUCUGGACAAUUAAAAACUCAUGGGGUGCGGGUUGGGGCGAAAAAGGCUACUUAAGACUUUCAAGAGAAGGCAAUUCAUGCGAUAUUUACACCCAAGUCUUAACAACCUCCAUAUUUUAAUUAAAAUAUAAACUCAGAGUUAUAUCUCUUAUAUUUUUUGUUAAAUAAAUUAAUUUGCUGGC